This is a messenger RNA of Cavenderia fasciculata, 252 nucleotides long. RefSeq lists its product as uncharacterized. Bases 1 to 252 code for a protein of 83 amino acids. The record is from RefSeq and is a predicted model, not a curated record. Lineage: Eukaryota; Evosea; Eumycetozoa; Acytosteliales; Cavenderiaceae. The transcript has a single exon.
AUGUCCAAUCUCUACCAAGUUAAGAAGGAAGAAAUCCGAGUCAUUUUUAACUACCUCAUUGGUGACAUAGAAGGUCAAUUGGAUUGUGAUGUCACAAAAUUCUUUUUCAAAAAUGAAAUUAUCAUUUGCACGACCAAACCAAGUCCUAAUACUGCCAUUUUUAAUUACGAAGUGACGGUGGAUGUUAUUUUUGACACAAGAGUUGCAUUUCCUUCUAAUAAAAUAAGUUUUUCUUAUUUCCGUAAGUUAUGA